This is a messenger RNA of Nymphaea colorata (pocket water lily), 4608 nucleotides long. Its product is annotated as disease resistance protein RPV1-like. Gene Ontology annotation, biological process: signal transduction; defense response. The coding region runs from base 273 to 3833 and encodes 1186 amino acids. The transcript has 5 exons. Lineage: Eukaryota; Viridiplantae; Streptophyta; Magnoliopsida; Nymphaeales; Nymphaeaceae. Gene Ontology annotation, molecular function: ADP binding. The record is from RefSeq and is a predicted model, not a curated record.
AAAACUUAGAUUUUAUCGGUAACGAGAGCUGCAGAAACUAGAAUAUUGUUUUCUUUUGCACGUCAAGGAAUCACAUCUUAUGUGUUAAAGCGGGCAAGGCACUUUCUUUCGCCUCCGUCUUCCAAGAAAUCUCAAGAAUCGUCACCUCGUAAAGCAAAAAACUUCGCUUCUUGUAAAUAUAUACCUCAUCACCUCCUUCUGCACGCAGGCUGUGAGCAACACCACUUUUAGGCAUUGAGAGAGCGAGCGAGCGAGAGAACUGGCCUUGAGGAAUGGAUCUGAAACUUAUGCGGAGAUUCUUACCCUAUGCUUUGAUCGCCGUCAUAACCAUCGCCUCAUCGCUCUGGUUUCGUCGAUCGAGAAGGUCUAGAGGAAAUGCUGAGGGAUCCAUUAAUUCUGAAGAAGGCGAAGCAGAGGCUUCUCCACCUCCGUCAUCACCCCCUCCUUUGGUAAGAGAAGACAUUGGAUUCAAGUAUGAUGUGUUUCUGAGUUUUAGAGGACCAGACACUCGCAAGGGCUUCACCGACCACCUCCAUGCUUUUUUAAAACUUAAGGGCAUCACCGCUUUCAUCGACAGCGAUAACUUGGAGAAGGGGCAGAAGGUGGAGCAUCUGUUUGACUGCAUCCAGAAAUCCAAAAUCUUUGUGCCCAUUUUCUCCAAAGGCUAUGCUGAUUCAAAGUGGUGUUUACAAGAAAUAACAAAGAUCGUGGAGUGUAAAAGGCUCAUCAUACCUGUGUUCUUUGAUGUGAAUCCCACGGACGUUCGCCAUCAAACUGGCCCUUUUGCGUCUGCAUUUACAAGGCACCAUGAAAAUAGGAAAACAGACAAGGAAGAGGUGAGCCAAUGGAGUGAUGCUUUGAGAAAAGCAGGGGAACUCUCAGGUUAUACAUUAGCCGACACUGAAGGAAAAGAGGCAAAGCUCAUUCGGCUCAUUGUGAAGAGGAUUCUCAAUGAAGUGAACAAGACUUCUCUCCUUGUAGCUAAACAUCCAGUAGGACUCGAUUCACGCAUUGCAGAUGUGGAGGAAAUGUUAGAUGUAGAUGAUAAUAAUGUGAGAAUGGUUGGGAUCCAUGGAAUGGGUGGCAUCGGCAAGACAACACUUGCAAAGGCAGUCUACAACCAAAUCUACACUCGUUUUGAUGCUUCUAGUUUCAUUUCAAACGUUAGAGAAGCAGCAAAACAAUCCACUGGCCUUGUUUCCCUCCAAGAAAAUCUACUUCGUGAUUUGUGCGGUGAUGAAAAUGUUGAAGUAAGCAGCAUUGACCAAGGAAUUGAAAUACUUAGAAAACGAAUUGGCAGUUUGAAGGUUUUGCUGGUUGUUGAUGACAUUGAUAAUGAAUCGCAACUCGAUGCGCUAGCCGUCAACCUAGAUUGGUUUUGUUCAGGGUCAAGAAUCAUCGUUACUACCAGAGAUAAGCAUGCACUGGGGGCACAAAGCGUGAAGCUGUAUGAACCUAAGGAGCUAGAUGGUGCCCAAUCACUUGAGCUUUUCAGUUGGCAUGCAUUUGGGAAAAAGGAUCCUGAACCCAUAUUUGCGGAGUUAUCCGAGGAAGUUGCAUCUGCUGGUGCUGGGCUGCCAUUAGCCCUGACGAUAUUUGGAUCGCUUUUCUUUGAUCUGGAAACCGGUGAAGAAUGGAGAGAAAAACUUCAAAAGUUAGAGGAAGAUCAGAACAAAGAUAUUCAUGUAAGAUUGAAGAUAAGUUUUGAUGCGCUUGAUGAAAAGGAAAAGAAAGUAUUUUUAGACAUAGCUUGCUUUUUUCUUGAAGAAGAAAACAUAGAGUUCCCUUUGCUCAUGUGGGAAGAUUGUAAGUUCUUUCCAAAGACAACAAUCAAAGUCCUAAGGCACAAGUGUCUCAUCAAUAUAAAUGAUGACACUGGAGAGUUUGAUAUGCAUGACCUUAUACGGGACAUGGGAAGAAAAAUCGUCCAAGAUAGCAGGAGCAGAUUGUGGAAGGAUGAUGAGACACUGGAAGUAUUGAAAACCAAGAAGGGAAAGGAAAAAAUUGAAGCAGUUCAGCUCUACUCGGGUACAUAUUGGGCACCUACGUAUGUUGAAGCAGAGCCUUUUGUCGCAAUGUCUGAACUUAGAAUGCUCCGGUUGGGGAAAAAUGUACAGUUGAAAGGUGAAUUUGAGCAUUUUCCUAAGAAGCUCAGAUGGUUGCAAUGGUGUAUCAAAGAAGACUUGGAUUCAUUGCCUGGUGGCCUUCAUCUUGAGAAUAUUGUUGUUCUUGACUUAUCAGGCAGCCUGAUAACUCAACUUUGGAAUCCACAAGGAUUGGAAUCGACCAAGGUCUUUGGGAAAAUGAAAGUCUUAAGUCUCGCCGGCUGUGAGAACCUCACCGGCUGUCCAGAUUUUGAGAGAAUGCCGCAUCUAAAGAAAUUGGAUCUCAGUUGUUGCGAACAGAUGAGUGAACUUGAUCCAUCUAUUGGGCAUCUCAAGAGCUUGACUCACUUCUCUUUGUUGGGAUGUGGGUCACUAAAGACAUUACCUCGAGAGAUUUGGCAAUUGACCUCACUCGAAGAGCUUGACCUAAGUUCUUGCACAGAAAUUACAACUUUGCCAUCACAAAUGGAGGAUCCGAAGUCAUUGGAGCGGGUGUUGCUCGGCAAACUAAAAGUCUUAAGUUUCAGUUACUGUUCUAACCUCACCAUCUGUCUAGAUUUUACGAGCGUGCCACAUCUGGAGAUAUUGGAUUUUAGAAGUUGCACUAAGAUGAGUGAACUUGAUCCAUCUAUUGGGCUUCUUGAGAGCUUGACUCACUUGAAUUUGUCCGGCUGCGAAUCGCUAAAGACAUUACCUCGAGAAAUUUGGCAAUUGACCUCACUCGAAGAGCUUGACCUAAGCUAUUGCACUGAAAUUACAACUUUGCCAUCACAAAUGGAGGAUCCGAAGUCAUUGAAGCCGGCGUUGCUUGGCAAGUUAAGAGUCCUAAAUUUCGAGGGCUGUUCUAACCUCGCCAUCUCUCCAGAUUUUACGAGCAUGCCAUAUCUAGAGAAAUUGAAUUUGGAUAAAUGCCAGAAGAUGAGUGAACUUGAUCCAUCUAUUGGGCUUCUUGGGAGCUUGCCUCGCUUGUCUUUGAGGCAUUGUAGGUCGCUAAAGACAUUACCACAAGAGAUUUGGCAAUUGACCUCACUCGAAGAGCUUGACCUAAGUUGUUGUACUGAAAUUACAGCUUUGCCAUCACAAAUGGAGGAUCCGAAGUCAUUGGAGCCGGUGUUGCUUGGCAAACUAAGAGUCUUAAACUUCGAGAGCUGUCAUAACCUCACCGUCUGUCCAGAUUUUACGAGCACGCCGCAUCUACAGAAAUUGAAUUUUUCUUUUUGCGGGAAGUUGAGUGAACUUCAUCCAUCUAUUGGGAUUCUCAAGAGCUUGAUUGACUUGAAUUUGUGUUACUGCAAAUCGCUAAAAGAACUGCCUCUAGAAAGUUGGCAGUUGACCUCGCUUGAAAAGCUUGACCUCGGUGGUUGUGCUAAAAUUACUACUCUGCCGUCACAACUGGGAAAUUCUAAGUCAUUGGCUCGCUUGUCUUUGAGGGACUGCAAAUCAUUGAUGGAACUGCCUGAAUCAGUCUCUCAGUUGACAUCACUCAAAGCGCUUGACCUCUCCGGUUGCAAACAAUUGGAAAUCAUCCCGGACGUCUCAAGGCUAAAGGGAUUGCGGGAGUUGCGUCUAAGCGGCUGCAAAAGGCUUGUGAAUGUUCCCGACAUUCAGGAUAACAGGGAAAAAGACGCAGGGCGAACUUGGCAAACACGCAUUAGCGAGGAUAAACGAGCCGGCCUCGAGUCGAGCUCGAAGGCAAUCGCUCGAGUGGAGCUCGAGCUGAAGUUGUGAAGCUCGUCUGAGUUCGAGUCAAGCUCGAGCUCACUAAACACCAGUCGAGUUGAGCUCGAGCCAGCCGAGCUCGACUCGGCUCGUGUGCAGCCCUAAGUCCAUCGACUCGGCUCGUGUGCAGCCGAGUUCGACUCGGCUCGUGUGCAGCCCUAAGUCCAUCGACGGCUGCUUUACUUGAAGAGUAGACAGCGAAGUGACCCCUUCGCCACCACCGACCCCGCCGCCGCCAGCUUUAGUACCAUUGGGCAACCGGUUCGGCCAUUCUGUUUCUUUGUGAAGGUGAGAGUGCCGGCGAUGGGCUUUAUGUUUGAGCAGAAGCUUUUUGGAAAGAGGGAGAGGAUGCUAGGACGAGAGCAAGUUCCGUCUAUUUGGAGUUGAUUUAGUCCGCAUCAGCUCCCGAAUCGAUUGCCUGACUUGAAGAAACGUCAGCUUGUUCUGCGUUCUUCUUUAAUGAGUCAUUCAAGAUAAUGCUGGUGCUUCCAGCAGACUAUCUAUCACUGCCCACACAAGCAAACUAGUUAUUAGUACAAUGGGGAUCUGCCAUAGUGUGAAAAAUAGAGUUGCUAGAAACUAGUCUACCUGCAGAACCCAUAUCCUAUAGCACUGUUUCUGAAACUUAAAACCAAAUCCGAUCAAUAUUUACUUAAAUCUGAAAUGCGAAUCCGAAUCUCAUUUGAUGUCAUUUCUUGUAUCCAAAUCUGAUCUGAGUUUUUAAUCGGAUGUCAAAUUUUUUUUCAUCCUAUAUUUUUUAUACGGUUCAGUCGGCCCACUCGGA